UUUAUGUUCUCGAGUCCUACAGCAUACUCUAUUGUAUGCAAUUUGUAAAGUAACGACAGCAGAACCUAGGGGUUGAAACGUCGCAGCCUCCUCUACGAUCAUUGAGAUUUAAGAUUCGCUUAAGAAUUUCAGGGUGCGGAGACGAAUGCUUUUUAAAAAACAAAACAGCAAAACAAGAUUCAAGAUGUUGCUUGAAAUGAUACUGGCUGCUGUUUUGGGGACCAUUAUCUACUUGUUCCUGACUAAGAAAAAAAGGAAGAUUACUAUGGGAGAUGGAUGGUGGGCUGCAGGACAGAAGCCUGACUCUGAAGAUACAAUGAUACGUCCUUUUAAAGUGGUCACCUCAGAGGAAGAGAUCAAGGAUUUACAUCAAAGACUUGACAAAGCAAGAUUUGUAGAGCAUUAGAGGACAGUUGUUUUCAUUAUGGGUUUUAAUGCAAUUUACCUUAAGAAAAUGUCUUAUUGGAGAAAUGAGUUCAACUGGGAGAAACAAGUGGAAAUUCUCAACCAAUUCCCACAAUUCAAAACAAAGAUUGAAGGAAUCAAUGUCCAUUUUCUUCAUAUAAAACCUCCGCACUUGUCUGAAGGGCAGUCUGCUAAGCCUUUAUUGAUGAUCCAUGGUUGGCCUGGCUCAGUGUAUGAACUGUACAAAAUUAUCCCUCUUUUGACUGACCCUACAAACCAUGGCCUGAAUGGUGACCAUGUUUUGAAUGAUUUGCCCUUCAUCCCUGGCUUUGGCUUUUCAGAGGUCCUCACAAACAAGGUAUCUGGCUUUAAUAUUAUGUGUGCUGACCGUGUCUUCUAUAAGUUAAUGCUCAAAUUGGGCUUUCAUAAAUUCUACAUUCAGGGAGGCGACUAUGGGUGAUAUGCACAAUUUCUGGCUCAGAUUGCUCCGCGCCACGUGAAAGGCAUUUCACUUAAAUGUAGUAUUCCGACCACUAUCAGCUUCAAGCAGAAACUCUCCAUUCUACUGGGACAAUAUUUCCCAAGACUAUUUGGCUUCCAGGCAGAAGAUAUUAAACAGAUCUUUCCUUUCAAAAAAAUGAUCUCUAAACUUAUUCUGGAGUCUGGCUAUAUGCACCUUCAAGCUACAAAGCCAGACACUGUAGGCUGUGGCUUGUAUGACUCUCCUGUGGGAUUGGCUGCAUACAUCUUGGAGAAGUUUUCUACAUGGACUGAUCGCAGUUUUAAAAAACUAGAAGAUGGCGGAUUAGAAAAGAAGUUCACUCUGGAUGACCUUCUCACAAAUGUGAUGAUCUAUUGGACUUCAGGUUGUGUGGUUUCUUCAAUGCGCUUCUACAAAGAACUUUUGGGGAAGGGUAUUGGCGUAGAAAAACAUGACACGUUCCCUGUGGAAGUUCCCACAGGAAUUGCUGUAUUUCCCAAAGAAAUGAUGUACAUUCCUCGUUCAUGGGCUCAAAAGAAAUAUCUUAACAUCAUUUCAUUCAACUUCAUGCCUCAAGGAGGUCAUUUUGCAGCUUUUGAGGAACCAAAGCUCCUUGCAGCAGACAUCAUACAGUUUGUAGAUAAAGUAGAAAAAGCCGCCUUUGUCCAAUGAAGAAGAAGAAAGGUUUUGAUGGGGUGAUGGGAAUAGUUUUACCUUCAGUGCAGGAUUAUUGAGAUUAAAUAUGGGAAAAUGUGAUUUGGGUUAAACUAUUACCAAUUGUUCUUAGAUACUUUGUAGCUCUGUUUUUUCUUAUGCAAGUUGAUGAAAAUCAGAUCGUCCAUUCAAGCUGAACCCAUGAUGAGCUAGUACAAUGCUAUGACUGAAUGACUGAACUGCUAAUGAAGACUUUGCCUUAUUUUUUUUUGCAUCAUUAUUGUACAUCACCCAUCUAAAUGGGCUAGUUAAAUAGUAAGAGGACAAAUCCUUGCUAACAAUCUAGAAACAGACACAAAAGAGAAAGCAGAACAAGUGAAAGGAAAUCUCAUUUGUAUGAGCUCACUGAGUAGCUCUUCCGUAGUCACUCUUCCCUCUUUUUUUAAACUCUUGAAACAGAGGGAUGAUAACACUGGCCUGGAUAUGCAAAAUACAGCAUUCCAGGAGCACAUAUUUCAGCAUGAGCAGGGGUAUCAAGAGGGUGUCAAAAAAUAUCAAGGUGGCAGGCAUGACUAUACAGUCAAAAUCCCAUUGCUUUUUAAUGCAUGAGUGAUGCACGUUAAGGGUCAAGUCUUUGACUGUGCAGUCACACCUGCCAUUAUGACUUUUUUGAGCUCUCAUUGGAUGCCCCUCCUCUAAGCCACACUUAUGGCCUGCCUGCACUGUGCUCUCAAAAGGUAGGCAGGGGCUGAGCAAAGUUGUUGAACUUAAAACUUUAUGUAGAUAAAUAAAAUACAGUUAAUAUAAUUAUUUCUCUUGUAAUUCCUAAUAAUUUCUCUUGUCACAUUAAUAAAUCAUAAUUUAGCUGGAUCUGUUAAAAGGAAUUGCAUGAUGUACAUCCUUGCUUUGCAUAAAACACUAAGAACAAUUAAGGUUGUUAAACCAAUUGUCUGAUACUUUUGUCAGUUAUUUAAAGUGCCUCCCAGCUGAUAAACGGAAGGCAUGAAAGACUGAUGAAAUAACUCUCAUAUCCUCAGCUUUGAUUUAAUUAUUCUGUGCUUUGUCAAAAAUUAUAUGAACUGAAAGCCAACAAGAUACGUUUGUGCAUUUUUAAAGGCAUAUAAAAUCAAUCUUAUGAUCCACAGUUUCACUUCUGGCCCCAGAAUAAAUUAUUCAAAUGAAUGUAAAUUGUGUUUACUGACUUCGGGGGAUAAAUUACAUCUCUCUGAAACAAUUCUGACCUCCAAGAGAAGGUUUUCAAUGGUUAUUUUAAAAAAUACAUGAUGGAAGAGGGCAAUGACAAACCACUUUUUCACUGUUAUCCAAAAAAUUGAAGCCUGAUAUCACCAGGAGUUGAGGUUUUUUUUUUUUUUUAAAGUCAAAGAUAGAGGCAGUGAAGAAUGAGCUUAGUAGAGAAUGGAGGAACUAAAAGGGUGAUUGUAAGGAUGGAGUAGUGGAAUUGUAUAAUACUCAAAGCUUUAAAAAUAUUUUUCAGUCUCAAACCAUAUCUUCUAGAAUUUCUGUCGUGCUUCUGACAGAGAUCAAAUGCUACCAAAGUAUUUCUGAUUUUAUGUUAAUUGAUGAGUGCUGCUCACUGUUCACACAUGUAUCUUUUUGUUUAGAAUUCAAUUAUUUUACGGAGCACCUCUGACUUAGGCUAUUUAGUCAUCAAAUGCAGCCGAUAUAGCCUUUUGCUGACUGACUUGGAUCUCAUUUAUUUUUCACUAGUCAGGAGCAUUGCCCAAUUACAAUUCCACUCAGAAAGCUCCCCAGUAGGAAAGUGUAUCUUACUAGCACCUUCACACAUUUCCAAAAGUUCUUCAAACAAUAAAACAGAUUUGAUGAUAAUAUGGGGAAUUGAAGGAUGAGGGAAGAAUCAGUGCAGGCCAUUGUGUUAUUACAGUUAGAGUGUAUAUUGAAAUAUACUAGCUAAAACAAAGAAAUGGCAGAAGAAGCUAUCAGUCUCCAAAUCAGUUUGUUAGCUUCCUGAAUAUAUUUGUUCCUUUCUCACAGUAAAAAGAAAGAAAACUUCUGCCAUUUAAAUCCAUAUUUAAAAUUCACUCUAAAGAUUGGAAAAAAUUAAGACAAUAUUUGCCUUCAAAUUUAUACUCCACAGCCCACUAUCAUAUAGAAUAUUUUCUACAGUUAUGCUUUAAAAAUAAAUGCCAAUGUUUUGACUAAUGAGCAGAUUUUGCAAAUGUAAUAGUUGCAUUCCUUCAUAAAAUAUGUAGUUAAUUGAGUAAGUCCAAUUGAAAAUUUCAGAAAAUAGUGUAUGUCUACUUUUUAAAAUAGAAAAUGAAUCUCAUAAACAUUUUUAUAAAGCGAGAGGGUCCCUUAAAAAUCUUAAAUAUUUCAGGAAGGAUUGUGCGAAUUUGAUCUUCAUGAAUUUUAUUGCAACAUUCUGUACAAUUGUAUUUCUUUUAAAACUAUUUCAAUAAAUCAUCAAGAAUUAACUAUG
Messenger RNA from Thamnophis elegans (Western terrestrial garter snake), 3998 nucleotides. It is a transcript of the gene EPHX1, whose product is annotated as epoxide hydrolase 1. The record is from RefSeq and is a predicted model, not a curated record. Gene Ontology annotation, biological process: epoxide metabolic process. Gene Ontology annotation, molecular function: epoxide hydrolase activity. NCBI's taxonomy places the organism in Eukaryota, Metazoa, Chordata, Lepidosauria, Squamata, Natricidae.